Molecule: messenger RNA, 1480 nt
Organism: Mytilus trossulus (common blue mussel)
Lineage: Eukaryota; Metazoa; Mollusca; Bivalvia; Mytilida; Mytilidae
Exons: 3
Coding region: 313-1449 (378 amino acids)
Biological process (GO): signal transduction
Source: RefSeq, a predicted model, not a curated record
CCCUGCUAUUCCAGGGUACGCAUUGGAAUAAUUUUACUUUCGUUUUGUUCGAAUUUUAUUAUUGACUGUUAACUAAGAAUAGCCAUGCAAAUUGCGAAACUUUUCAUGUCUAUUGAUAACACAACAUUCAAGAUCAAUAAGCAUAGCAAUUGUGUCGUCUAUUGAUAUUAUAUAGACCAGUUGCAGUUUAUGCACAAUUCAUAUAUGAUAUAUAUAAAUGUGUGCACUGAGAUGGAACAUUACAAUUCAUGAUUUGGAAGUAGGAAUAAGGACCGACCGAAUAUGUAUUGAAGAUUGUGCAUCGCUUUUGAAAUGACAGAACAGGGAGCUAACAAGCCUGAUGAGACUAUCGAUUUCAGCUCGAUUAAACCAAUUACAUUACCUAUUGAUAAAGAAUACCACAUAUUUAUAGCGUAUAAGACUGGAGAUCCAGACAGUGGAGUCGCGUUGCAGAUAGUCGAACUGUUAGAGAGUAAAGGGUACAAAUGUUGUCUCCACGAAGGAGAUUUCCUAGCUGGAAAUUCUUUACUGAGGACUAUUGCCCAAACUAUUAAACUUUCUAUUAAGGUUGUAUUCUUGUUGUCAGAAAGCUCUUCUGCAUGUGAAAUGUGGAAAUAUCAACUGGAUGUGGCAGAAACAUUUCAUAUUGAAACAAAAGGAUAUAAGCCAAUCAUCAUCAAGCUUGAUCAAUGCUACUUAUCCGAUACGUUGACAAAAUAUUCAUACCUUUCAGCAGAUAAACCUAUAGAAGAAUGGAUUGGGAGACUAGCAAAAGCAAUUAAUGAUGAAACUGAUUACCUUAUUAGCAGCCGAAGGAACAUUAAGUUCGUUGCAGUUCCAUGCAUCGAUUACAAUCGUGAUAAAGACCACAGAAUUGACACAUGUCGAUACCCACACAUAUGUGCACAGUACAUAAUCAAUGAUGACAUAUGUGAUGGGAGUUGUGACAAAAAUCACAACUUGAUUGACGAUCAGUCAAGGGAAAUUCUCGUUGACCUUGGAUUCAUUACUGAAGGCAAUUAUGAUUCUAUUCUUGAAACAUACAGGCAGAAAUGUAAAGACAAGAUGGCGGGUAUGGCGAACGCUGUUGUAACUGGUUAUUGCUGUUAUUAUAAUUACAAGGGAUGUUUGCUUGGUGAUUUUCACUGUCCAUUUACACACAUAUGUAAAGACUGGUUUCUUGGUACAUGUUUGAAGCGGAAAUGUACACGGUCUCAUGAUAUUUUGAACAAUCACACGCAACGUUUGCUUGAAAUUUUUGACAUUGAUACUACACAAGACCCGGAUGUCGUUUUAAACACAUAUCGUGCCAAGUAUCCUCAAAAAACGUUUAUACCGAUUUCCACGUCUAUAUUUACAAACAGGGUUUUGACGGAAAACUGGCUGUCUGUGAUUGUAUGUGUUCUUAUAUCUGCUGGACUCAUUGCAAUUGUCGUUAAGAAAAGGUAAAAUGUUUGUCCUCUACGAAAUUGGCUUUCAA